AUGAACCAGCUUCGGCGGCUCGCGAGCUACGUCGUGGACAGCAGCCAGCACCUCAAGCCGGCGUCCAAGCACAUGGAGCCGAGCUACAAGCACCUCGACCUGACGUACGUGACCCCGCGCGUCCUCGUGGGCGGGCGGCCGGUCGACGGGCCGACCGACAAGAAGGCGUGCGUCAACAACGCAGUCGAGCUCAAGCUCUACCUCGAGGACGAGCAUGCGAACCGAUACUUGAUCUUCAAUCUCUGCGACGACGAGGCGCCGGUGAUUUCGCCGCAGACGCUUGAGUUCUCUUGGGAGCGCGACGGCGGCCUGCGGACUUACACGCCGCCGUCGGACCACAUCUUUCGCAUCUGCUACGCCAUCUUUGCGUGGCUCGCGCUCGAUCCCGAGAACGUCGCCGUCAUCUACUGCCACAACGGCAAGACGCGCAGCGGCGUCGUCGUCGCCUGCUACUUUCUUUUCUCGCGGCUCGUCGACGACCCGAUGACAGCUCUCGCCCAGUUUUACCAAAAGCGUCUUGGCAUUGAGACGCUCACGCCCGACUACGUGCGCCGCAGCAUGCCCGUGUCCAUCCAGCGCUUUGUCACCAACUUUGGCGGGAUCAUGGAGCACCAAGCGAUUCCGAAUCCGGACCCGCUCUUGCUCAAGGCCAUCAUGUUUCGCGCGUUGCCCGUCGAGCUCCAGCCGCUCAUCCAGAUCUGGGACGACUGGCACCUCAUCUUCUCCAACGCCAAGGACGCCGUGAGCGACCACAUGCCGCCGGUCGUCGACUGGAACCCCGAAGACGGCUUCCUCGCCAUCUUGUGGGACGGCGGCAUCCCGCUCGACGGCGGGUUCUCGAUCUUGUGCUCGUUUGGCGACGACGGCGACGCCGAGAUGGACGCGACAUCCCGCGUUCUCUUUCGGUACAUGGACUCGACGUGGUUCCUCUCGCCGGGCCUCGUCACGCUCAAGAAGGCCAACCUCGACAUGAUGAAGCAGUACGAGCACGGCUUUGAGGACGAGAAUUUCUCGGUCGACAUGGUCUUCCACAACAGCAACGUACCGCCGCGGCUCAUCGUGCCCGUCGACUACACCGGCAACUACGCGGUCAAGCAAGGCAUUGUCGAGAUCGCAGCCAAGCACGCGAUCGCGCCCGAUCCGUCCAUGUACCUCAACUUUGUCAAGACCGGCUUUGACGCGACCGCGUCAACCUACGCACUCCAGCGCGCGCAGAACGCGCCGAACUUGGCCCUCGAUAUUUUGCACUCGGAGGCGCUGACGACCAUCUUUACACGGCUGCCGCCGAGCCCAACGUCGCGCGACGAGAGCCUCAGUCAACCGGUGCACGAAGACAGCAUCAAACCCUCGGCGCUCUUUGCCACAGCAUCGUCGACGCCCCGCAAAGCGUCGGAAGCGCAUCGCAUACCAUCCUCGAACGGCGACUCGUCGGUGUGUGUGCUCUGCCACGAAGAAGAUUAUGUGCUCCGACCCCAGUUGGUGCGCUGCUGCGGGUGUCAGAAAUGCUAUCACACGGGCUGCGCAGGCUUGAAAAAGGUGCCAUUUGGCCUCACGACAUUGAGCGACCGGACUAACCAUGCGGCCUACAUGAAGAAAUAUUUCCUUGGCUGGCGCUGCACAAACUGUGCGGCCGCGUCAAUGUCACCGUCACUGACGUCAUCGUCCUCGACGGGAUUUGUCACCGAGCCAAAGAGCCCAAACCACGACAAGUACGAACAACUCAAAGAACUUCUCUCGGCCAAAGGCAUCUCGAUGGACGACCUCUUGCGCGCGGCCGACGCCAACCUCGUCAAACCAACCACAGACGACGACAAGUCGACCAAUGACGCGGUGGACGUCACGGACAAGUACAAGCGCAUGGUCGACAUGGGUGUACCCCUCGCCGCUGCACAGAACGGCAUGGUGCGCGACGGACUCGACCCGGCGCUGCUCCGCGGGUACGCGGCGCCGCCGGUCAUCGCACCCACCGCCGUAGUGGCCGAGCCCGUGCUCAUGCUGCGCGAUGCGAUCCAGUUUGAAGGCUACUUCACGAUGCUAUCGAAAGGCAUCUCGAAAGACGCGGUCAAGCACAAGAUGCGCAUGUGCGGCUUGAACCCCAAGAUCCUCGACCUCGACCCCAAGGCCUCGUACCUCGCCGUCAAGGGUCAAAUCGAAGCGCUUCAAGCCGAAGUUAUUUAUCCGAGCGGGUCACCGCCCAAACCGUCGGCAGCCAAGUCCCCGCCAAAGUCGGCCCCCGCGACGUUCAUUGUCCCCGACAAGGCGAUUGCACCGACCGAGCCAUCGACAACUGCAGCGGCAUCGACGACGACAACGACCAUGGUAUCGCCGGCCGCGACAGUGGACGCACCGACUGCGGUGGUCGCACCACCGGCACCGUCGAAAGAGACUGCGGAUGCUCCGAAACCUGCGGCGGCGGCGUCCGAGCCACCGACGGCAAGCGAUGUCCCCCCGCGAUUGCGGGAUGAUGCAACGUACGGCAAGUACUUCAAAAUGCUCAAGAUGAACAUCCCAGAAGGCGCGGUGCGACAGAAAAUGAUCGAGCACGGCGUCAACCUGAAGGCGCUCGAGCUUGGACCGGACGGGCUCAAGCCCGUGCGCCGAAAGAAGCUGUUUUGGCAGCCAAUCCCCGACGACCGACUCAAGAGCGGGCACCAGUCGACUAUCUGGGAGGCCAAGGGCGACGACGAAAUCAAACUCGAGAUGGACCUGGACGAGAUCGAGUCCCUCUUCUUCGCCAAGGCCGACAGCAAGACCAAAAAAGCAGCCGCCAAGCCCCUCGCGCGCAAGCAGGCCGUGACGCUGGUCGACGGGAAGCGCGCCAUGAACGCUGCGAUCGCACUCGCGCGCAUCAAACUCACAUAUGCGCAAGUGGCCGCGGCGAUAGGAACUCUCGACGCGUGCGGCUUGACGUUGGAGCAACUCGUGACGAUCAACGAAUACCUCCCGACCGACGAUGAAGUUGGCGUCGUGACGCGCUACGCCGGCGACCCCGACGUCCUCGGCGAGGCCGAAAAGUUCUUUGCCGCCAUCGCCACCGUGCCCCGGUACACGCUCAAGAUGGAGUGCCUCAUCACCAAGAGUUCGUUUCAAACGCGCGUCGCCGAGAUUGAUGCGUCCGUCACCAACGUCACACGCGCGUGCGACGACGUCAAGGGCAGUCGCUUGCUCAAGCUCCUUCUUGGCAUGGUGCUCAAGCUCGGGAAUACGCUCAACGGCGGCGAAGAGACGGAGCACGCGAUCCGCGGCUUCUCGGUUGACUCGCUGCUUCGCCUCGGCAUCACCAAAACCGUCGACAACAAGACGACGGUGCUGCAUUACCUCGUCCGCGUCAUCAAGAAGAACCAACCCGUCGUCCUCGACUUUGCCAAAGAGCUCGAGCACGUGCCGUCGGCGGCGCGUGAGGCGACCGAAGCCAUCGACCAAGCCCUCUCCAGUCUCUCGAGCAGCGUGCAAAAGCUGGCGGACGAACGGGACCGGGUCAAGACGGAAGGCGUCGAGAGCUUGCUAGCGACGUACGAGGCGUCGGUGGCCGCAACCGAAGCCGAUCUAAGUCGACUACGAUCCGGCGUCGAGCACAUGAAGGCGCAGAUUGCGGCCGUGCUCGAAUACUUUGGCGAAGAUCCGGCCAAGAAACCCGCCGACUUUUUUCAAACGCUCUCGUCGUUUUGCCAGGCUUUUGAAAAGGCCAAGGCCGAAGUGCAAACCGCCGACGAUGCCAAGCAGCGCGCCGACCGCCUCCUCCACCGACGCACGUCCAGCAGCAUCGACAUGUCGAUUCCGUCGCGGCUCCUCGAAGAAAAGGCUGCGGGAAUGCGCCAAAAAGCCAUGACGUUUCGAACCAAGAGCACAAGCCUGACAGAUCUAUGA
This is a messenger RNA of Saprolegnia diclina VS20, 3867 nucleotides long. RefSeq lists its product as hypothetical. NCBI's taxonomy places the organism in Eukaryota, Oomycota, Saprolegniomycetes, Saprolegniales, Saprolegniaceae. Gene Ontology annotation, cellular component: WASH complex. Bases 1 to 3867 code for a protein of 1288 amino acids. The record is from RefSeq and is a predicted model, not a curated record. The transcript is spliced from 7 exons.